This is a messenger RNA of Pelobates fuscus (common spadefoot toad), 1375 nucleotides long. RefSeq names its product RIB43A domain with coiled-coils 2 (gene RIBC2). The record is from RefSeq and is a predicted model, not a curated record. The transcript is spliced from 7 exons. Lineage: Eukaryota; Metazoa; Chordata; Amphibia; Anura; Pelobatidae. The coding region runs from base 70 to 1281 and encodes 403 amino acids.
UGGUGGAAUGAGUGCAGACUCACACUGUGGAUGGUGGAAUGAGUGCAGACUCACACUGUGGAUGGUGGAAUGAGUGCAGACUCACACUGUGGAUGGAGUAGAAAGUCUCUAACUUACCCUUCUCUCUCUUUCAGGUCCAUCAUGUACAAACUAGAUCUACCUGUGGAUUUGAAGGAAGCCGCUCUGCUGGAGAGGAGGAGAAACGCAGAGCUGCAAAGACAGGACAGGAUCUUUAACAGCAAAGCCAGGACCAUAGGGGUUGAUAAGCAGGCGCUUGAUGUCCAAGUACACAAUAAAAAUAUUCAAAAGGAAAUUGAAAACAAAAGAGAGGAAGCCUAUGCUUCACAAAUGAAACAACAUGACAGCAUUGUCUGCUUACUGGACAAGAGACAACAAGAAGACAUUAAAAACCUGAACAGGGCCAUCGAUGAGUUCCGGCUGGGCUUGCAGAAGAAAGAGAAUCGCAGGGAAUUUGAUCUGUAUGACCCGCAGGCCCUGAAGAAGGACCUCCCUGCCCGCCUGUCUGAUGAAGACCCUCGUUGCAGCGUUUCCGGCGUGCAGAAAUUGAUGGGAGAAGAUUUAAAUCAGAGGAACCGAAAAAAAGAUCAACAGGAGCAGCUAAGAGAAUGGUCCCUGCAGCAGCAGCAUGAGUGGGCGCAUGCAUUAGAAGAUCAGAAGCUGUCAGAAAGUCUCUAUGACAAGAUGAGAAUUGAACUUGACCAGAAGGCAAUGGAGUUACAGAAAAUGGAGGAGAGCGCGAGGAAAGCUAUCUGUAUGCACACAAAGAAUUUCAACAAAGCGCAGGCUGCAGAAAAUUCCAAAAGAAAAGAGUUGGAGAAGAAUCUGGAAAUAGAAGACAAUUUGGCGGAAAUCAAUAACCUCGUAGAAGGGGAUCUUCUUUCCGAAAAUCCUGAUCAGGCAUCAAGUGUGUUUGGUCCUCAUCGUGUGGUCCCAGAUCGCUGGAAAGGAAUGACCCCCCAGCAGGUGCAGGAAAUACAAAAUAUACAACAGCAGCAGAUACAAGAGCACCUGAGAAUUAAGGAGGAAGAGAGACAAAAAGCAGCAGAGUGGGAUAGGCAGAGAGUGCAUGCCGCCCGGGAAAUGACACUCCUAGAACGGCAGCAGAAAAGGCAAGAACGAGAGCUGCGCAAAGCGCAAGAUCACAUCAAUCAGCAGCUUGCACAGGCAAACAAAGCUCAGAAGAUCUACUUGGACAAAGAAGUGUUUGUGAACAACCCAACAGUUCAGUAUUUCGAGCAGUUCAACACAAGCAGCCGGUGAAAGUACAGAGAUUGUUUUUGUAUUAAUAAAACCACUAAAUUAGAUCUACCAUAUCUGAUGGCUUAUCUCAUUAAAUUAACCUUUUAGAAAAGCA